UGUUUCCCGGUUUCAAUAUGUGGAAGCGUCAGCAGUUUCUGUAUUUUAAAGUUUUUUUUGUAAUUUGGCAGAUGUGCAACCAAUCACGUGUUGUGUUUAUGUAGAUAACAACAUCAUGUGAUUUGAAACAACCCUCUUAUGAUGACUAAAUAAGGGACAGUAGCAGCACAAUGUAUCAGUGGAGUGUCCCCCUUUAUUUACUCUUGAUUGGCAGCUCUGUUGGUCAAUAUGAGCCUACGUGGGAAUCCAUUGAUUCGAGACCUCUACCGGAAUGGUUCGAUCAAGCCAAAUUCGGCAUAUUCAUUCACUGGGGAGUGUUUUCAGUUCCCAGCUAUGGCAGUGAAUGGUUCUGGUGGUAUUGGCAGGGCCAGAAACUCCCGUCUUAUGUGAAGUUUAUGGAGCAGAAUUACCCACCUGGCUUCACCUACGCAAAAUUUGCUCCUCAGUUCCGGGCUGAAUUCUUUGAUCCUAAAGAGUGGGUUGACAUUUUUGCCUCGUCUGGAGCCAAAUAUAUUGUCCUCACAACCAAACAUCAUGAAGGGUUUACACUAUGGGGCUCGAAGUACUCGUGGAUGUGGAACGCAGUGGAUGUCGGGCCGAAGCGGGAUCUGGUGGAUGAGAUCGCCACCGCUCUGCGGGCACACAGUGAUUUGCGUCUGGGUCUCUACCACUCUUUAUUUGAGUGGUUUAACCCUCUGUACAAAGCUGAUGCUGACAAGUCCUUCAAUACCAGUGUGUUUCCUACCACAAAGACCCUGCCCGAACUGUUCGAGAUCGUCAACAAGUACAAACCUGAGGUGCUGUGGUCUGAUGGUGACGGAGAUGCGCCCGACUCUUACUGGAACAGCACAGGGUUCCUCGCCUGGCUUUAUAAUGAGAGCCCUGUGCGUGACACUGUUGUGACCAAUGACCGCUGGGGAUGUGGCACUAUAUGUAAGCAUGGCGGAUAUUACACCUGCUCAGAUCGCUACAACCCCGGACACCUGCUGAAACACAAGUGGGAGAACUGCAUGACCAUUGACAAGAAGUCAUGGGGGUACAGGAGAGACACCAACUUCAGCGACUUCCUCACCAUUGAGCAGCUGAUAGCAUCUCUUGUUGAGACCGUGUCCUGCGGGGGGAAUUUGCUGUUGAACGUGGGUGCCACACACGACGGCCACAUCGUGCCCAUCUUUGAGGAGCGUCUGCGACAGAUGGGCAAGUGGCUCAAGGUCAACGGAGAGGCCAUUUACAACAGCAGCGCAUGGAGAGUUCAGAACGACACUGUCACUCCUGGAGUUUGGUAUACGUGGAAUCAGAAGAACGCAAUCUAUGCUAUUUUCCUUUCAUGGCCCGCUGAUGGCUAUAUUGUUCUGAGCGACCCAGUUGUAUCAUCGUCUAAGACGCAGGUGGUGAUGCUUGGAUAUCAGUCCCUCUCGUGGGAGUCCAUGAAACCCACUGGUCUAAAGGUUCGUCUGCCCCAGCUGGCCCCCGGUCAGAUGCCCUGCUCCUGGGCUUGGACCCUGCGACUGACUGGUGCGGUGUAGCCAGAGGAUGGCGCCACA
Messenger RNA from Sinocyclocheilus anshuiensis, 1544 nucleotides. It is a transcript of the gene fuca2, whose product is annotated as alpha-L-fucosidase 2. NCBI's taxonomy places the organism in Eukaryota, Metazoa, Chordata, Actinopteri, Cypriniformes, Cyprinidae. Gene Ontology annotation, molecular function: alpha-L-fucosidase activity. The transcript has 7 exons. The record is from RefSeq and is a predicted model, not a curated record. Gene Ontology annotation, cellular component: lysosome. Gene Ontology annotation, biological process: glycoside catabolic process; fucose metabolic process. Bases 171 to 1526 code for a protein of 451 amino acids.